UGAUGUUCCUUUAGAGGGAGCCAGCAUCGCUGCUUUAAUAUCAGUGGUAUGGUGAACGAACUGUAUACAUCACUUUGGUGGCUCCAUCGAAAUGUCCGAUCUAUAAUUUUGCUAUGGAAGUGCUACUACUGCUUCUGUUAACAAACUCAGCAGCUGAAAAAACAAGUAGCAACGAAAACGAUUUAACAAGAACGGUGAAUCUUGUUGUUUUAUCGCCUGCCAACGAUACUUAUCCAUUUUCUCUUCAAAAAACUUUACCCAGUGUACUUUACGCAGUUAGAACUUUAGAAAAACAAGGCUAUAAUGGAAUUCUUAACGGAAGAAAAAUACAGGUAUUAUACAGAGAUACUCAAUGUUCUUCUACUUACGGUCCACUCGCCGCUUUUGACUUAUACAUAAGGGAUAGCGCCGAUGUCUUUUUAGGACCUCUCUGUCCUUACGUUUUGGCUCCUGUGGCGCGUUAUACUACAGUUUGGAACGUUCCUCUUCUAACUUCGGCCGGACAGAAUGAUAAUUUUGAUUUUAAGGAACCUCAUUAUCGCCUCUUGACUAGAAUGAAUGGAUCUUAUUCGCAAAUUGGUUUGAUAUUCUUGCAAGUGUUGAAAAAGUUUAAUUGGAAAGUUGUAGCUUUACUCUUUCAUAAUUUCGAAGAGCGUAUACACGGUCAUUCGGAUUGUUAUUUUACUUUAGGUGCUUUAUUUACAGCUUUGGGUAGUAAGAAUUAUCAUCGUGGUUUCGAUGAAACCAAGGAAGAUAUUAAUUAUAGACAAAUCUUAAUUGAUGUUUCUAACAAUGCACGAAUUGUGGUGAUGUGCGCCUCUCCAGAUGCUAUACGAGAAAUUUUAUUAACAGCUGAAGAACUGGGAAUGGUUCACAGUGGGGAAUACGUAUUCUUCAGUAUUGAGCUUUUUACCAGUAAGAAUGAAAAUAGAAGACCUUGGUAUCGGCUCAACGAUACUAUCGAACGUAAUAGAAGAGCUAGAAAAGCUUACGAGGCAUUAUUGACAGUUACAGCAAGAACACCUGAGACUAGAGAAUACGCGGAAUUUUCUAGAGAGGUGAAGGAAAUUGCCAGGAAAGAAUUUGGAUUUGAAUAUGGACAAGAAGAAGUAAAUACUUUCGUAACUGCAUUCCACGAAGCGGUGUUGUUAUACUCUUUAGCACUAAAUGAGACUUUGACUGAAGGUUAUAGCAUAACAAACGGUUCUAUUAUUACUCAAAAAAUGUGGAAUAGAACAUUUGAAGGUAUUACUGGAAGUGUGAGUAUUGACGAAAAUGGUGAUCGAAAUGCCGAUUAUUCUCUUUUAGACAUGAACCCGAAAAAUGGAGAAUUUGAAGUAGUUGCUAACUAUUACGGUGUCAGUAAACAGUUCGUAAACUUACCAAAUAAAAAAAUCCAUUGGGCUGGAAAUCGAUUACAACCUCCUCCCGACACUCCAAACUGUGGUUUUGAUGGUUCAAAAUGUCCCGAUGAUGAAAUUCCUCAAUAUGCUAUUGUUAGUGCUGUUUUAGCCUGCGUUAUUGUUUUCCUUUGCAUAUCUUCUUUCUUUAUUUACAGACAUUUUAAACUUGAAGCGGAUUUAGCAUCAAUGACAUGGAAGAUUAAAUACGAAGAUUUGACUGCUAUUAUUCCUUCAAAUUGUAAACAUUUAGGAUCUAGAAUUAGUCUAAAUCGUGUCAGCAUACCUAGUACUUGUUCCACCGAAACGUUUCCAGUUGGAGAUAUUAGCAAACAAGUAUUUAUUAGAACGUGUUAUUAUAAGGGGACUGUUGUUGCCAUCAAAGCAGUAAAUAAAAACAAAAUAGAAUUUUCUCGGUCAUUACUCUUGGAACUUAAGAGGAUGAAAGAUCUUCAGCAUAAUCAUAUUGUUAGAUUUUUAGGCGCUUGUUUAGAUCCUCCUCAUUGUUGUCUAGUGACUGAAUAUUGUCCAAGAGGAAGUUUGCAGGAUAUUUUAGAAAACGAUGAAAUUAAACUUGAUUGGAUGUUUCGUUGUUCCUUGAUGCAUGAUAUCGUUAAGGGAAUGGCUUAUCUUCAUAAUAGUGAAAUACGAUCUCACGGAAAUCUGAAAUCUUCGAAUUGUGUUGUGGACAGUAGAUUUGUUUUAAAAAUAACAGAUUUCGGUCUUCACUUAUUAAGAACUUACGAUGAAAAUGAAAAUGAAGAUUCGUAUGCUCAUUGGAGAAGAAAGUUAUGGACAGCACCAGAAUUACUAAGAGCAAUUAAUGCAGCACCUGAAGGAACUCAGAAAGGAGACGUCUAUUCGUUUGCAAUUAUUGCUUAUGAAAUUGUUGGGCGCCAAGGACCUUUCUAUGUUGGAAGAAUCGAAUUAAGUCCAAAAGAAAUUGUCGAAAGAGUUCUUAGCGGUGUGAAACCAGCAUUCAGACCAUUUCUGGAAGAGGGUAUUUGCGACGAAGAAGUAAUGACGAUGAUUAAAAGAUGUUGGGCUGAAGAUCCUUUAGAGAGACCAGAUUUUCACGCUCUUAAAUCAAUUAUAAGGAGAUUAAACAGAGAAAAUGAACGUAGUAACAUAUUGGAUAAUUUACUUUCACGAAUGGAACAAUAUGCAAAUAAUCUAGAAGCAUUAGUGGAAGAAAGAACUUCAGAUUAUCUGGAAGAGAAAAGGAAAGCCGAAGAUCUCUUGUAUCAACUUUUGCCAAAAUCUGUGGCCAGUCAACUUAUAAAAGGAGAAUCAGUAACUGCCGAAGCAUAUGAUAGUGUAACGAUAUAUUUUAGUGAUAUUGUAGGAUUUACAGCUUUAUCAGCUCAAAGCACUCCAAUGCAGGUAGUUGAUUUUCUAAACGAUCUCUACACGUGUUUCGAUUCUAUCAUCGAGAGUUUUGAUGUAUACAAAGUCGAAACAAUAGGGGAUGCGUAUAUGGUUGUUUCCGGUUUGCCUGUAAAAAAUGGACUCCUUCAUGCUAGAGAAAUUGCCAAAAUGUCAUUAGCGUUAUUAAAUGCUGUAAAAACGUUUAGUAUACGACAUAAACCACAAGAACAAUUAAAAUUAAGAAGUGGUAUACAUAGUGGACCUUGUGCUGCAGGUGUCGUGGGUCUGAAAAUGCCUAGAUAUUGCUUAUUUGGAGAUACUGUUAAUACUGCUUCUAGAAUGGAAUCGACCGGGUUACCUUUAAAUAUUCACGUUAGUUCAAAAACUAAAGAAAUUUUGGAUUCUUUCGGAUGUUUUGAUAUACAGUUACGAGGAGAAAUUGAAAUGAAGGGGAAAGGACUGGUUACGACUUAUUGGCUAUUUGGAGAGAAGAAAGAAUGUGAUACACACUUGAAAGAAACUAACAUAUAAAAAGCUAGUUUAAUCACUUCAUUCAAUCAAAACUGAAACCGUUUAGAUCAGAGAAUGAUCGUCCAAGGUCUGUUCACAAUUAGAUGAUGGAAAAAAAUUUCUUCUACCUCAGUGAGUGGACAAUUCUCACUGCAGCUUGUGCCUUUCAUUGGAAGACUGUUCAAUAUGAUCUAGAGAAUUUUUCUUUUCGAUUCGAAAGAAAAAAACUUAUAACAAUACAAGACAAUAUUAAACAAAAUUGAACUCUCUGCACAAGAAAAAAAAAUUAAAUUAUUUUAA
Messenger RNA from Centruroides sculpturatus (bark scorpion), 3578 nucleotides. RefSeq names its product atrial natriuretic peptide receptor 1-like. The transcript is spliced from 22 exons. NCBI's taxonomy places the organism in Eukaryota, Metazoa, Arthropoda, Arachnida, Scorpiones, Buthidae. Gene Ontology annotation, molecular function: protein kinase activity; guanylate cyclase activity; peptide receptor activity. Gene Ontology annotation, cellular component: membrane. The record is from RefSeq and is a predicted model, not a curated record. Gene Ontology annotation, biological process: intracellular signal transduction; receptor guanylyl cyclase signaling pathway; cGMP biosynthetic process. Bases 114 to 3299 code for a protein of 1061 amino acids.